GUUACCGCGAGCGCCCGCUGGGAGAGGCUGGCUCUUGGCCGGCUCCGGCCCCAGCAUGGACUUCCUGGUUCUCUUCCUAUUCUACCUGGCCUUUGUACUGAUGGGUGUUGUUAUGAUCUGCAUCUGCACCAAAACCCAGCGUUUGAAAGGUCUGGUCCUGGGAGGAGCACAGAUGUGCUCCUGUGUAGUUCCGCAGCCCCUGCAGAGGGCUGUGCAGAGACUCCUCCACCACCUCUUCCACACACGCAACCAUGCCUUCGUUGUCCUGCACCUGGUCUUACAAGGGCUGGUUUAUUCUGAGUACACCUGGGAAGUAUUCAGCUACUGCCAAGGGCUGGAGUUCUCUCUGCACUACCUUCUUCUGCCAUACCUGCUGCUGACUGUGAACCUGGUUUUCUUCACACUAACUUGUUCAGCCAAUCCUGGCACCAUAACGAAAGCAAACGAAUUACUACUUCUGCAAGUCUAUGAAUUUGAUGAAAUGAUGUUUCCAAAGAAUGCAAGGUGCUUCACUUGUGACUUAAGGAAGCCAGCCCGAUCCAAACACUGCAGUGUGUGUGACUGCUGUGUGCACCGAUUCGACCAUCACUGUGUUUGGGUGAACAACUGCAUUGGGGCCUGGAAUACUAGGUACUUCCUUAUCUACCUUUCAACAUUGACAGCAUCAGCUGCUACCCUGGCUAUCCUGAGCACUGCAUUUCUGGUCCGUCUGGUAGUGGUGUCUGACCUGUACCAAAAAUCUUACAUUGAUGACCUUGGACAGUUCCAGGCUGUGGACACAUUCUUUCUUAUUCAGCACCUGUUCCUGACCUUCCCAAGGAUCAUCUUCCUGUUAGGCUUUGUCCUGGUGCUGAGCCUUCUCCUGGCCGGCUACCUGUGCUUUGUUCUAUACCUGGCUGCCACCAACCAGACCACAAAUGAGUGGUGCAGAGGAGACUGGGCCUGGUGCCAGCACUGCCCUCUUGGGGCCUGGUCUCCAUCAGCAGAGCCCCAAGUCCACCAGAACAUUCACUCCCAUGGGCUUUGGAGCAACCUUCGAGAGAUCUUUCUACCUGCUGCCCCAUGUUAUGAGAGAAAGAAGAGAUAGAAUGGGAUAUUGAAUAUUGUUUUUGAAUAUUGAAUGCUUCUAUUUAUACAUAUGAUACUUGUUUUCUAA
Nannospalax galili (Upper Galilee mountains blind mole rat) is the source of this 1156-nucleotide messenger RNA. RefSeq names its product zinc finger DHHC-type containing 4 (gene Zdhhc4). The coding region runs from base 56 to 1087 and encodes 343 amino acids. Gene Ontology annotation, cellular component: Golgi apparatus; endoplasmic reticulum. Gene Ontology annotation, biological process: peptidyl-L-cysteine S-palmitoylation; protein targeting to membrane. Gene Ontology annotation, molecular function: protein-cysteine S-palmitoyltransferase activity. The record is from RefSeq and is a predicted model, not a curated record. The transcript has 7 exons. Lineage: Eukaryota; Metazoa; Chordata; Mammalia; Rodentia; Spalacidae.